AUGUCCGGCGCGCUCCUCCGUCGAGCGUGGCUACUGGCGCCGUUUCCGUCUGCGAGGGGGGCGCUCACCGGCGAGGCCGGCAGCCAUUCCGCGCGUUACCGCGCGUCCAUCCGCGCUCCUCCGUCGGGAGAGAGCGGCGGCGCGGGAUCCUUGCCCUCGCCGGAGCUAUCGCUGCUCCGGCGGGCCCCGAAGGGAGAGGCAACGACCCGGCGGCGUAAGAUCAACCAACAAGUCCUAUUGGUUGGUUCACCUAGUGUGAACUUUGCUGAUCAGGCCCUAGCAUUGCCAGAGCAGUUUGCGAACCAGCCCAGCCCAUUCGUGUGGGCCAUAGUUGGCGACUGGCUCAUCACUCCAAAACUCCACCACGCCGCGGCGGCGCUCCUCCUCGACUUCCAACUCGCCCCCAAAUCCCUCGACCAAAUCCCCAAUUCCAGCGACGCCGGCCGAAUCCUGCUCGCCAUGUGCCUGCCGCCUCCGCCGCAAAGCAGCCCCGGCUCGCCGCCGGAGCUGGUCGACGACGUCAUGCGAGAUAUCUUCCUGCUCAUACCGGCGGACGACCCCAAGAGCCUCGUCCGCGCCGCCGCCGUCUGCACGCGCUGGCAAAGCAUCCUAUCCGACGUCGUCUUCACCCGUGAGUACCGCACGCUCCACGGGACGCCGCCCAUGCUGGGCUUCCUCCACAACACGAUCCAUACGAGGAGAGACGAGAGGAACAAACAGUACUUCGUUCCCACCACCUCCUUCCGCCCGCCGGCCUGCCACGAGCGCCGCCGUCUGCGCGCCCUCGACUCCCGGCACGGCCUUGUCCUCUUCCACACCUCUAAAAGCGGAGAGGACUUCGUUAUCUGGGACCCCGUCACCAAAGACUGGUGGAGAAUCAAGGCCAGCGACGAGUGCUCCCACAUCAUUUCGCAUGAGCAUGACCAGGAUGACGAGGGCAUGCAGUGGAACGCUGCGGUGCUCUGUGCCAAGGACCAAUGUGACCACGUCUACUGCCAUGGCGGCCCUUUCCGAGUGGCUCUUGUGGGCUCCGACGAGGAACACACCUUUGCUUCCGUCUACUCAUCCGAGACUCAGAAGUGGGGC
This is a messenger RNA of Lolium rigidum, 1086 nucleotides long. RefSeq lists its product as uncharacterized. Gene Ontology annotation, molecular function: protein binding. The transcript is spliced from 3 exons. The record is from RefSeq and is a predicted model, not a curated record. NCBI's taxonomy places the organism in Eukaryota, Viridiplantae, Streptophyta, Magnoliopsida, Poales, Poaceae. The annotation marks the transcript as partial.